Molecule: messenger RNA, 1492 nt
Organism: Oryza sativa Japonica Group (Japanese rice)
Lineage: Eukaryota; Viridiplantae; Streptophyta; Magnoliopsida; Poales; Poaceae
Source: RefSeq, a predicted model, not a curated record
CCACAGACAGCCAAGCCUACCAAACCCCCACACGCAGGUCGUCGUCGUCUCCACGCCCGCACGCCUCCCCUCCAAAAACCCACAGGAUCCGAGCUAAAGCUAAGCUUAGCUACCACACAGUGGUGGCCGCGCACUCCUCCUCCUCCUCGCACUGCACACGCCAACGGGUUACAAGAACGAGUUGGCACGCGAGAGCCCUGCAGGGAGGAGGAAGGAUGCACCUGCACGCGAAGACGGACUCGGAGGUGACGUCGAGCAUGGCGGCGUCGUCGCCGCCGCGGGCGGCCUACUACGUGCAGUCGCCGAGCCACGACGACGGGGAGAACAAGACGGCGGCGUCGUCCUUCCACUCCUCCCCCGCGGCGUCGCCGCCGCGCUCCCUCGGCAACCACUCCCGCGAGUCCUCCUCCUCCCGCUUCUCCGCCGCCAAGUCCGGCUCCUCCCGCCGCACCGCCGCCGCCGGGGGAGACGGCGGCAAAGGCGGUGUCGCGGCUGGCCGCGGCGGCGGAGGUGGUGGUGGUGGUGGGCGGCGUAGCCCGUGGAUGAAGGAGGCGGCCAUCGAGGAGGAAGGCCUGCUGAUGGAGGACGACGACGCCGACGGCGGCGGCGGCGGCGGCGGCGGGUUCUCCUCCCUCCCGAGGCGGUGGCGCUAUGCGCUGGGCUUCGUCGGCGCCUUCUUCGCGCUCUUCUUCUUCUUCGCGCUCAUCCUCUGGGGCGCCAGCCACAACCAGAAGCCCGUCGUCUCCAUCAACAGCAUCACGUUCCACAACUUCGUGAUCCAGGCGGGGACGGACGCGUCGCUGGUGCCGACGGAGCUGUCGACGGUGAACGCGACGGUGAGGAUGACGUUCCGGAACACGGGGAGCUUCUUCGGCGUGCACGUCACGGCGGAGCCCCUCACGCUCUACUACUACCAGCUCCUCAUGGCCUCCGGCAACGUGAAGUACUUCUACCAGUCGAGGAAGAGCUCGCGGCACGUGGCGGUGGCGGUGGUCGGCGACAAGGUGCCGCUGUACGGCGGCGGGUCGGGGCUGAGCAGCACGCCGGUGAAGGGCGCGCCGCCGGCGCCGGUGCCGCUGCAGCUGGCGGUGCGGUUCAGGUCGCGGGCGUUCGUGCUGGGCAAGCUGGUGAAGCCCAAGUUCCUGACCAACGUGCAGUGCAGCGUCAGGCUCGACGUCGCCAAGCUCGGCAAGCCCGUCUCCCUCAACAAGGCUUGCAGCCUCGUCUAAUCUAAGCUGCAAUGCCGGCGAGCUAGCUGCUCAUCACUGCGUCAUCUUCGAAAUAUCGUCUUCUUUUUUUUCUUCUUCUUGUUUCUUUCUUGUCUGAUAUUUACAGUAUAUUGUCACUGCAUACUUUGCGAGUUGGUUAGUUUGGAAGGAGGGUGAGGAGAUCGAUCAGGUUGUGUGUACAGGGAAAUUUUGUCGCGAACAUUUUGAGAUAUCGAAUUUUGGGUGGAUAAUAAUAAUUAAUCACGCCGUUGCCGUUCUUUCUU